This is a messenger RNA of Balaenoptera musculus (blue whale), 1755 nucleotides long. RefSeq names its product RAB5A, member RAS oncogene family (gene RAB5A). The record is from RefSeq and is a predicted model, not a curated record. NCBI's taxonomy places the organism in Eukaryota, Metazoa, Chordata, Mammalia, Artiodactyla, Balaenopteridae. Gene Ontology annotation, molecular function: GTP binding; GTPase activity. The transcript is spliced from 6 exons. The coding region runs from base 472 to 1119 and encodes 215 amino acids.
CGACGUGGCGGCGAGGCCGGCGCCGGGCGGCGGAAGUGGCUACCGCGCUGGGACUGGAGUGUUUGUGUUUUGGUUAGCGAAGGAGCCGACGGCCGGCCUGAGGGGAGGAGGGAGGAGGAGGAAGAAUUAGUGGGAACUCGAGCGCCGGCGGCGGCGGAGGAGGAAAAAGCAAAGAGGAAGGCGGAGCGGCGGGAGGCGGAGACGGAGACCAACGGGGGCGGCACCGCGGCACGAGCCCCGCACCGUCCAGUCUGAGGGGAGCGGCGAGACGAGGAGACGCGCCGCCACCGCCGCCUCAGCCUCAGCCUCCUCUCGGGCUCCGCCUGGGACCUGCAGCCGGAAGCUUCGGCGCCGCGGCCUCGCGCGCUGCGGACUCAGGUUUCUCUACCUCCAGAAAGAAAAAAAUUGACACCUUGCAUCCUGGAAGUUCAUUUAAGAGACUGAAAUUAGGGACUUCUUUCAAAUUUGGACAUGGCUAAUCGAGGAGCAACAAGACCCAAUGGGCCAAAUACUGGAAAUAAAAUAUGCCAGUUCAAAUUAGUACUUCUGGGAGAGUCUGCUGUUGGCAAAUCGAGCCUGGUGCUUCGUUUUGUGAAGGGCCAAUUUCAUGAAUUUCAAGAGAGUACCAUUGGGGCUGCUUUUCUAACCCAAACGGUGUGUCUUGAUGACACAACAGUAAAGUUUGAAAUAUGGGAUACAGCUGGUCAAGAACGAUACCAUAGCCUAGCACCAAUGUACUACAGAGGAGCACAAGCAGCCAUAGUUGUAUACGAUAUCACAAACGAGGAGUCCUUUGCCAGAGCCAAAAACUGGGUUAAAGAGCUUCAGAGGCAGGCCAGCCCUAACAUUGUUAUAGCUUUGUCAGGAAACAAGGCUGACCUCGCAAAUAAAAGAGCUGUCGAUUUCCAGGAAGCACAGUCCUAUGCAGAUGACAACAGUUUAUUAUUUAUGGAGACAUCAGCUAAAACAUCAAUGAAUGUAAAUGAAAUAUUCAUGGCAAUAGCUAAAAAGUUGCCGAAGAAUGAACCACAGAAUCCAGGAGCAAAUUCUGCCAGAGGAAGAGGAGUAGACCUUACUGAACCCACGCAGCCAACCAGGAGUCAGUGCUGUAGUAACUAAACCUCCAGUUUAAACUAACUGGAAUGUUCUUCUGCUUCCUAAUUGUUAAUAACAGUGGAAUUGGAGCAUUUAACCAGCCCAGUAUGACUUCCAAAAAGAAGAGACUUACGAUAGUCAAGUUUCUAAUACAGAAUUAUUUUAAGUGUUUUGAACUUAAUUUUUAAUAACAUGCAUGUGACCCUCUGACUAAUGUUUCAGCAGUGAAAGGGGAAAAUGAGAGCUGUGUGUACACUUACUUCCUUGGAAUGUUAGUGGGACUCAUGUCUCUUCACCAGGGAUAUAAACAGAUGACUCUGAACCCAUAGGUAACCAGCCAGUUCUGUGAAAAAGAUUUGGAACUUACUCAUUUGGGCUUUUCAAAAAAAAUUCUUUCUUUGGAAGGAGGUUCUAAAGGUAUUUAUGCUUAGCUACGAUAUUCAGGCCACCUGUAAUUUCUCUUAGUAUCCUUAUUUAAAGUACACAUUCCACAUUUUAACAAAUUAGCCACAAGGAAACAGUCCCACAUCUUCAGGGGGAAAAAAUGAACAUUAGUGGCAUCUAAAUUAUAGCUAGUCCUGUUAUUUUUUAAAUGGGGUAAAAAAAAAAAAAAUCAUAUGUAACCCUGUCUUAUUUUAGGAAUAUGAAAACUGAUAAAAU